AUGGUCAACCGCCUGAACGCCCGCAUCGUGCGGUUUGGUAUCUUUGCCGUGAUCUUGAUUGUGUGUGGGUACAUUCUUCUGAGGGGCCUGUCCUACGACACGGUGGUGCCUCUGAACCGGGAAAGCGCCGCCCAAGCGGGAUCGCAAAAGCAGACGCAACAGCUGGUGGUUGAAGCCAAGCCGAAGAAGAAGGGUAAGGUCAAGGCGACGUUUGUCACCCUUGCCCGCAACAAAGACUUGCAUGGGCUCAUGGACCUGAUCCGCAGUGUUGAGGAUCGGUUCAACAGCAAAUACCACUACGACUGGGUGUUUUUGAACGACGACGACUUCAAUGACGAAUUCAAAAAGUACACGCUGAACUUGGUGCUGGGGCAAACCCACUACGGGAAGAUCCCCACCGAGCAGUGGUCGUUCCCUGAAUGGAUCGACACCGCCAAGGCCGCCGCCGCCAGAAAGAAGAUGGAGGAAGACAAAGUCAUCUACGGGGGGUCGAUCUCCUACCGUCACAUGUGUCGGUAUGAACUGGGUUUCUUUUUCCGCCACCCGUUGAUGGAUGAAUACGAGUACUACUGGAGAGUCGAACCCGACAUCAAGAUCUUCUGCGACAUUGACUACGAUGUGUUCCAAUUCAUGAAGGACAACGACAAGGAGUACGGGUUCACCAUCACCCUCCCCGAAUACAAGGCCACCAUUCCUACCCUCUGGGAGACUACUCAACGUUUCAUCAAGGAGUUCCCGCAAUACUUGCACAAGAACAACUUCAUGAAGUGGGUGUCUGACGACGAAGGUGCCACCUACAACGGGUGCCACUUCUGGCUGAACUUCGAAGUGGGUUCGCUCAACUUCUGGAGAUCUGAAGCGUACUUGAAGUACUUUGACUACUUGGACAAGGCCGGUGGGUUCUUCUACGAACGUUGGGGUGAUGCUCCCGUCCACUCGAUUGCGGUGUCGUUGUUCAUGGACAAGUCGAAGAUUCACUUCUUCGGCGACGUCGGGUACUUCCACAACCCCUUCCACCAAUGUCCCUUCGACGAAGCGACGAGAAUCAAGAAGAAGUGCGUGUGCAACCCGGAAAAGGACUUCACUUGGAAGGACUACUCGUGCACUGAGGAGUUCCACACUAAGCAAGGUUUGCCCAAGCCCCAAGGUUGGGAAGCGUUUUCUGGCUAG
This is a messenger RNA of Diutina rugosa, 1170 nucleotides long. RefSeq names its product glycosyltransferase family 15 protein. The transcript has a single exon. Gene Ontology annotation, biological process: protein N-linked glycosylation; protein O-linked glycosylation; cell wall mannoprotein biosynthetic process. Lineage: Eukaryota; Fungi; Ascomycota; Pichiomycetes; Serinales; Debaryomycetaceae. Gene Ontology annotation, molecular function: alpha-1,2-mannosyltransferase activity. Gene Ontology annotation, cellular component: Golgi apparatus; membrane. The coding region runs from base 1 to 1170 and encodes 389 amino acids. The record is from RefSeq and is a predicted model, not a curated record.